AUGCUUCCAAGUAAUACCAUCUUGGGGGUCUGUCUCAUAACUCAGUUAUGUGUUGGUGUCACAGGUAACUCAUUACUGUUUAUUUUAUUCAUAUAUACUUUCUUCUUUAAGCCUCAUUUUAAGAAGUUGAUUGAUUCAAUUUUCAUGCACCUGACAAUAGUUAAUGUGCUGAUGAUCAUAUUCACAUUGAUAUCCCCUAUCAUGUCGUCCUUUGGAGUACCCAAAUUUCUGGAUGAUGCUGGCUGUAGGGCAGUGUUAUUUAUAUCUUUGUCAUCCUUACUUUGCUCCUGGCUCAUUAACCUGCUCAUCUAUGCAUAUAUGGUUCCAAUGGUUAUAGCCAAAACCAAUUCUACUCACUUUGGCAAUGGAUAUUUGGAUCCUUACUGUCAAAACAAGCACUUUGGGAAACAAAAUUCAGGGUCAUUUUUGAGUGUCAUUCUCAUUUAUGAUCUCUUCUACGUGGCCAUCAUGAUGUGGACCAGCCUGCUCAUGGUAACUGUCCUCUACAGACACCGAAAGAGAGUCCAGCAUCUCCACAGCACAAGCCUGUCCUGCCAGCCAUCUCCUGAGGGCAGAGCCACUCACAGUAUCUUGUUGAUGGUGAGCUGUUUUGUCUUCUUUUAUUGGUUGAACAAUUUCAUCACCCUUUCUGGUUUUUAUGUACAAGUAAAAAUUCCAAACUGGGAGGGAAUUAAUGCAAUUUUGGGAGCAUGCUACCCAACCAUCUGCCCUUUUUUACUGAUGAAGAAUAAUAAACUUGUUUUGCAAUUCACUGCUUCCUUUUCUGAAAAGAAGAUGGCCUGCUUUCAAAGUGCACUCGGUGGCUGA
Molecule: messenger RNA, 828 nt
Organism: Cricetulus griseus (Chinese hamster)
Lineage: Eukaryota; Metazoa; Chordata; Mammalia; Rodentia; Cricetidae
Source: RefSeq, a predicted model, not a curated record